Molecule: messenger RNA, 2378 nt
Organism: Pangasianodon hypophthalmus (striped catfish)
Lineage: Eukaryota; Metazoa; Chordata; Actinopteri; Siluriformes; Pangasiidae
Gene: dldh
Product: dihydrolipoamide dehydrogenase
Exons: 14
Coding region: 121-1647 (508 amino acids)
Cellular component (GO): mitochondrion; oxoglutarate dehydrogenase complex
Molecular function (GO): dihydrolipoyl dehydrogenase (NADH) activity; flavin adenine dinucleotide binding
Source: RefSeq, a predicted model, not a curated record
AGCGACAAAAUACUUCGCUCGGCCCUGCCCCACGGUUUCUUUUGCGCAUGCGUAAAGCAAAGAGUCCUUGGCUGCGCUGGCUGCUGUAGGUGAACCGCACUGUUUUGGGACACUGUCAAAAUGCAGACCUGGAACCAGCUUUAUCGUACCCUUGCAACGCGAGGUCAACAGCUGCCCUGCAAACUGCACGGAGCCACAGCAUUAUCUCUGAGAACGUAUGCUGACAAAGCAGCAAUUGAUGCUGAUGUCACGGUGGUGGGAUCUGGACCUGGAGGGUAUGUCGCUGCUAUAAAAGCUGCACAGCUUGGUUUCAAGACGGUGUGUGUGGAAAAGAACGCCACCCUUGGAGGCACCUGCUUAAACGUGGGCUGCAUCCCAUCAAAGGCCCUGUUAAACAACUCUUAUCUGUAUCACUUGGCACAUGGAAAGGAUUUUGAAAGCAGAGGUAUUGAAAUCCAAGGGAUUUCGCUAAACUUGGAGAAGAUGAUGGCGCAGAAGAGCGGUGCUGUCAAAGCCUUGACAGGAGGCAUUGCACACUUAUUUAAACAGAAUAAGGUUACGCAUGUCAAUGGGUUUGGAACUAUAACCGGGAAAAAUCAGAUCACUGCAAAGACAGCUGAUGGCGGUGACCAAGUCAUUAACACCAAAAACAUCCUCGUUGCUACAGGAUCAGAGGUCACCCCAUUCCCAGGCAUUGAGAUCGAUGAAGACACUAUAGUAUCCUCUACAGGGGCUCUGUCCCUUAAGAAGGUCCCCGAGGAGCUAAUUGUUAUUGGUGCUGGAGUUAUUGGAGUGGAGCUGGGUUCAGUGUGGCAGAGACUGGGCUCCAAAGUGACAGCAGUGGAAUUCCUGGGCCAUGUUGGUGGGUUGGGCAUCGAUAUGGAGAUCUCCAAGAAUUUCCAACGCAUUCUCCAGAAACAGGGCAUGAAGUUCAAGCUGGGUACCAAAGUCCUGGGUGCCACCAGGAGGUCUGAUGGCAAGAUUGAUGUGGCAGUGGAGGCUGCUGCUGGAGGCAAGAACGAGACGCUCACUUGUGAUGUGCUGCUGGUGUGUAUUGGCCGUCGCCCUUACACAAAUGCCCUCGGCCUUGAGAACGUUGGUAUUGAGCUGGACAACCGUGGCAGAAUACCUGUCAACAACCGGUUCCAGACCAAAGUGCCCAGUAUUUAUGCCAUUGGUGACGUGGUGGCUGGUCCCAUGCUGGCACACAAAGCAGAGGACGAAGGCAUAAUAUGUGUUGAGGGAAUGGCAGGAGGAGCCGUUCACAUUGACUACAACUGUGUUCCUUCGGUCAUCUACACACAUCCUGAAGUCGCAUGGGUCGGCAAGAAUGAGGAGCAGCUUAAGGAAGAAGGUGUCCCAUAUAAAAUUGGCAAAUUCCCCUUCGCUGCUAACAGCAGAGCAAAGACUAAUGCUGACACAGACGGCCUGGUGAAGAUCCUGAGUCACAAGGAGACAGACAGAAUGCUGGGAGCUCACAUCCUUGGAUCGGGAGCUGGUGAGAUGAUCAAUGAGGCUGCACUAGCAAUGGAAUAUGGAGCAUCGUGUGAGGACGUUGCGAGGGUCUGCCACGCCCAUCCUACUGUUUCAGAGGCCUUCAGAGAAGCCAAUCUUGCUGCUUCAUUUGGAAAAGCCAUCAAUUUCUAGAUUACAAGUUACAUGUAUAUAAUUGUCUGCUUCUUAACUGGUUUCAGUACUACAGUACAGUGCACAGCUGAGAUCCUGAUCCCUUUGUUUUGAGGAGAAGGCAUCAUGCAAAAGUACAGUAAAACUGUAUUCCAUUUAGUAUGUUAUUUAAAUUUAAUCUAAUAAAAGGGUUGGGUCUUAGAAUGGUCUGAAAGUGUGUAAGUCCCAUAUGAGCGCCAAUGUACUUGUGAUGUUAACACUCCUAAAAAUGUUAACACAGGAUGAAGUGGAACUGCAGACAAUUCGAAGUACGCAUACGUAUGUGGAAUUAAGGAAACAAAAAGUUUCUUUAGUAUGGAAUUGUUUUUUACUAAAUACAUGCUGUAAUGCAGUAGUUGAGUGUGCUGUGCUGAUUUUGAGUUGGGAAUUCACAAAGGGUAUGAAUGCUGUUAAGAUUUGAAAUCCUCUCACUGCCAAACUGUCAUAGUUAGGCCCUUGAGCAUGGACCUUAACCCCAGUGCGCUGACCCUAGCUAUGAUUUGAAAAGAAAAACAUUCAUUGUACAGCAUACGUAUAAUGUCAAUAAAUAAUGUCUUUCUAAUCAUAUGAUGAAUAACGGGACACAAGUUGUUCAGUUUAAAAUUGUUUUUAGGUUUAAGUGUCUCUAGUGUUUAUCCAUUUGAAAAUGACCAUAUCUUCAGAAAUUGCAUUAAAACAAACUCAGGACAAACUGGGCUUUAUAACCACAUGAA